UUUUGUUUUCAGAAGAAUUUAUCUAAAGAAGACAAUGAGACCAAGUAAUACUUAAACAUUUAACAACACCUAUAGAUUUAGCAACAGAAAAUAAGUGAUAACUGUUCAACUAUAGCUUACAUACAGUAGACAUAGCCAGGUGGACAUAACCAGGUUGGACAUAACUAGGUGGACAUAACCUUUGUGAUUGGUGGUCAAACAUUGAUUAUCAUUUCUCACAGUUGAUAGAUUAUCACAAGUAGAUAUAAUUUAUCAGAAUCUAGUAAAAGAUACAUAGCAAAAGAGGACUUUCAGACUUUUGGACCUGUCAAACAUUGAAAUAUAAAGAUGGCUUGGUCAUCGUACCAGAUUGUUCUGGCCAUUGUUAUGGUUAUAACUGGCUCCUUGAAUACAUUAUCUACAAAAUGGGCAGACAGACAGUCGGCUGAGGGGUCUGAUGGGACAGUCAGGAAAUUUGAUCAUCCAUUUUUACAGGCUGUGGGAAUGUUUAUAGGAGAGUUCACCUGUCUGGUAGCUUAUUAUAUAAUUAAGAUUUGUUGUCGACCUCAACAAGCUGUAGAAGGCGAGCAGCCGAGGUCAUUUAACCCGUUAAUAUUCCUGCCCGCAGCCAUGCUAGACAUGUGUGGAACCUCUAUCAUGUAUAUAGGGCUAAAUCUAACUUACGCCUCAAGUUUUCAGAUGUUGAGAGGGGCAGUCAUUAUCUUCACGGCAUUAUUAUCUGUGGCGUUUCUAGGCCGUGUGAUACGUAAACACAUGUGGGUAGGAAUGUUUACUGUGUUAUUAGGUCUGUUGUUGGUUGGACUGGCAGAUAUUGUAUUUGGGUCACCUGAUGGGCCGAGCACAAACACUAACGGCAUUAUAGCAGGUGAUUUACUGAUCAUUAUGGCUCAGGUGAUAGUCUCAGUACAGAUGGUGUAUGAAGAACGGGUGAUCGGAAGAUUUAAUGUACAACCUCUGGCAGCCGUCGGAUAUGAAGGACUUUUCGGGGCCCUUGUUUUAGGAUUAUUGUUGAUACCUUUUUACUACAUUGAUGCUGGAAGUUUCAGUCAUGCGGCAGGAAAUAGACUAGAGAACGUACACGAUGCAUUCGUACAGAUGGGAAACAAUUGGAGAAUCAUUUUAGCUACAGUUGGUAAUAUAAUGAGCAUAGCAUUUUUCAAUUUUGCUGGUAUCAGUGUUACUAGAGAGUUGAGUGCCACAACAAGGAUGGUGUUGGACAGUGUUCGAACACUGGUCAUCUGGGCUGUAACACUGUCACUUUCCUGGCAGGAUUUCCAAUAUUUACAGGUUGUAGGGUUUAUAUUGCUGAUACUAGGAAUGAUGUUAUACAAUGAUAUUAUCAUCAUGCCAUGGUGGAGACGUAGACGUGAGAUGAGAGAGGUCAAUCAAAAUGAUAGGAACAUUGGCGAGAGAGAAAGACUCCUGGGUAAUAGAGAUGAUGGCCAUGCUGUAAAUUAACUUUACCUUGACAACCGUGCAUAUGACAACCAUACAUAUGAAACUGUUGGUCUAUUACAUGUGAUAACACAACUGACAUACAUUUCAUUCUACUAAUUCUACUAAAAGCACCAUAAUAAGUCAUUUCAUAAGGCUACAAUGAAAUAACCUUUGGUACUAGAGACAUUUUUAGAAAGUAUAUAUGACUGUCUCCAUAUGGUGUCUGGAUAUUUUUUAUAUAACUAUAUUAUUAUUUCAAAUUUAAAUGUAUGAUGGAAUUCUCUUUAGAUAAAAGCACAUUCCUUUACAUGAAAUAGUUAUAAAUAACAAUUUUCACCCCAAUUUUGAUACUGAUUUUAAUUUGUUAUAUACCUAUUGCUUGUUGGUAUAUGAAAUAGAUAAAAGCAUAAAAUAUUGGAUGUUACAAGGAUAAGUCCUACAACUUAGAAGAUAAUUUAAUUUUAACUUUUAAAUGGGGCAGAUAAGCUCUGGUCAGAUUUCAUUGUUAUAUAGGCUUUUUUCUCCUCUAUAUAGCAAAUUCUGGCAAUGUUGAGCCCUUCAUCACCAACAAAAUUUUCAGGUUUACUUAACAAAAAACAAUUUUUUAUUUAAAAAGCAUUUUUUAUUUAAAAAGCAUGUUUUUUAUAUAUAAAAAUCAAAAUGCAUUUAAAUGAAGACUAGUCGAAAAAUUAAUAUGUAUUUUUCUAAAUCUGGAAAAAUUCAGGGGCCCUAACAUGCUGUUAGACACCUUUAUUCAUAUAAUUUUGUGUUUUAUUUAAAUAAUUUUGUGUUUUAUUUGAAUGAACAUUCCUAUUAAUGUUGAAGAGUCUAAUGCUGGCAAUAAUUGAUAUAUUUAUUACUUAUCUAUUACAUUAUGUUAGUUUUUGAACAAUCAUUGACUCUCUGUUUGUUUCAUCUAGCCCCCAUCGAAAGAUCUCUCAUAUUAAUACUCAUUACUUUAGCUACAAUUAUAAGACAUUCUAUAUUUGAGCCGCCUCACGACAAUACCAACAUAUUGCGUUUGCGACCAGCAUGGAUCCAGACCAGCCUGCGCAGUCUGAUCAGGAUCUAUGCCGUUCGCUUACCAACUCUAUUACAAGUAGAUAAAUUGAUAGCGAACAGCAUGGAUCCUGAUCAGACUGCACGGAUGCACAGGCUGGUCUGGAUCCAUGCUGGUCGCAAACGCACUAUGUUGGUUUUGUCGUGACGCGGCUCAUUUGUUACUUAUCUCUGGCUUAGGUGCCAGAUUUUUACAAGAGAGUUCUAGUUUUACAUAUUUGUUUACUCCCUUUUGAUUACAUACAAUGUAUAUCAAACAUUUUGCAGUAAACACAUUGUUUUUCACUGUGUAAAGAUUAUAAAGGGGAUUUAGCUUAUAUUGUUUUGAAAUUUUGUGAUGUAUAUUAAGUUUAUAAAUAUCAAUUUGGGUUUAGUCAAAUGGGAUUUAGAUAUCAAGGUGCUGUAAAGUGUUUACAUGGAUGUACUUUACAGUAUAGUGUAUCUAUAGGGUUAUCUGCUAAAGCACUCAACUUGCAUGGGGUAAUAGUAAACUGCU
Molecule: messenger RNA, 2992 nt
Organism: Ruditapes philippinarum (Manila clam)
Lineage: Eukaryota; Metazoa; Mollusca; Bivalvia; Venerida; Veneridae
Product: solute carrier family 35 member F6-like
Exons: 9
Coding region: 328-1458 (376 amino acids)
Cellular component (GO): membrane; intracellular membrane-bounded organelle
Source: RefSeq, a predicted model, not a curated record